AUGGCUCACUCACACAAUGCUCGGGCACAAACUGAUGAUUUGAUUCAGCAGAGCAUUCAGUUCCACGACCAGAGCUAUAGCGACCCUGACCUCUAUAGAUCCGCAGCACACUAUGCACACCUCGAGCGCGACCGACCCAGUACCCAGUCGGUCACGAGAAGCACGACGGCGAGCUUGAUUUCUUGCCGAAGAAGGUCGCGUACCAGGAGAGCCUCGAAGCUCGGGAUCGGGACGCAGUUCGACAAAAACCUCAUAGUUAAGGGCUGGAACGGCGCCGUCGACCAGCGAGGCGGGCUCGUGGCGGAUAACCAAGCCACGUCCCACCCGACCAAAUACCUAGCCGGGGUGCUGAACUGGCUCGAGAAACAACCCAACUUCCAGUGCUUCGCACGGACGCGGGUCAUGGCCGUCGAAGAGAAGGGCAUAGAGCUCCUGGGCAUGGGCCACAAUACAGUGCAGGGAUCAACCGAGAGCGGGCACAGGAUCCGGGCGGAGCAGGCGGUCGAGGCGACGUACGUGCCGCUACAGAAGCUGAGCGUCAUCACCGAGCUCGAGUUCUUCCGCUCCUCCUACGUCGCCAUGCGCGUACCGCGCGGUGGCGUCGAGGGUUGCCUGCUGUACGACAACGCCGACGUGUACAAGUACGUGCGGCUGACGGCAUGCGACGAGCGCGACGACUACCGCUGCAGCGGCCAAAUCUUUGAGCCCGUCGACUUUAUGGCUUGCAUCGGCAAGAACCAGGGCUGCGGCCGCAUCUACAUUAAGAGUUUCAACUGCCCCGUCCACGGCAGCCGCUUCUCCAAGGAGGGCGUGUGUGUCAUUGGGCCGGCCAAGACAAAUCUGGUGCCGCAGGACGGGGCUGGCAAAACCGAGCAGGAGGUUGCAUCUUGA
Lasiosphaeria miniovina is the source of this 891-nucleotide messenger RNA. RefSeq lists its product as uncharacterized. Gene Ontology annotation, molecular function: 2 iron, 2 sulfur cluster binding. The coding region runs from base 1 to 891 and encodes 296 amino acids. The record is from RefSeq and is a predicted model, not a curated record. The transcript has 3 exons. Lineage: Eukaryota; Fungi; Ascomycota; Sordariomycetes; Sordariales; Lasiosphaeriaceae.